Molecule: messenger RNA, 481 nt
Organism: Ficedula albicollis (Collared flycatcher)
Lineage: Eukaryota; Metazoa; Chordata; Aves; Passeriformes; Muscicapidae
Gene: MRPL54
Product: mitochondrial ribosomal protein L54
Exons: 2
Coding region: 97-342 (81 amino acids)
Cellular component (GO): mitochondrial large ribosomal subunit
Molecular function (GO): structural constituent of ribosome
Source: RefSeq, a predicted model, not a curated record
CCUCACCCUGCCCUUUCCCCCACAGCCGCCAAGUCCAAGGGCAAGGGGGCGCCGAAGGAGGUGUUGAAGGGGCCGGAGGUGUGCACGGACCCCACCAUGCUCGCCACCCACGCCAUGGGGGUCAACUACUUCAGGGAGGGUCCGGAGGUGGCCCUGAAGCCCGACUCCGAGUACCCCGACUGCCUCACAUCCUCUGCAUUCACCUCCAGGCUCUUUAAGAUCCACCUCGGGCCCCCCAAGAAGCUGGAGGAGCUGGACCCUGACUCGCUCGAGUAUUGGAGGCGCCUGCGGAAGUACAACACGUGGCAGCGCAACAGGUUGAAGAAGGGCAAGAAGCUGUAGGUGCUGCUGAUCUUGGGGCUUCUCUGUGUGCCAGCACAGAUGGCACUGGGACCUGCCCUGGCUUUUGAUCUCUUCUCCUUGCUGUAAAUAAGAAAUAAAUCUCUAGUGAGGCUGAUACCUGUUAUAAAGGCUGUGACAA